AUAAAUAAAGUAAUGACACGUUGGAGUGAAGAUCAGCGGCAGUGUGGUUGGAAGAAGAAAAAACUCAUUCAGCUUCAACAAUGGCCUCGGAACGGGCAUCUCUACUCCAUUAACUUUUUCUCUGUGCCACUGACUUGUCGUAUCACCACAACAACUGGGUCUCUUCAAUCCCUUUGCUUCUUUUCCUCGGCUUCGGCUUCACUCCUCUGUUUUUCCUCCAAGUUUCCAAUUGCAGCACCCCCUUCUUUCAUAUCCGCAAAUUACAACUGUGGCUUCUAGACUUCGGCAAUCGCCAGCUGACUCAACCUUCUUCUACUCCCAAUUUUGCUGGUCCCAUUUCGAUCUGUUUGUUGUUAAUUUAUUGAGUCUCUCCCCGGAGUAAUGGAUAAAGUAGGCGAUAGUUCCAACAAAUGGGCAGAAGAUAUUUAUUGGAGCCAUUUUCAGUUCACCCACUUCUAUCAAAUUCUUGCCGGUGGUUGUGAACAGCAACUUGUAAUUCCAAACAAAUUUUCAAAUAAUUUGAGAAAGAAACUUCCAGCUACUGUGACUCUUAAAGGUCCUAGUGGUGCUACAUGGGAUGUGGGAUUGACUACCAGUGAUGAUAAAUUGUAUUUCAAACGUGGCUGGCAAGAAUUUGUGAAGGCUCAUUCUCUGGAGCAAAAUGAUCUUUUGGUUUUUAGGUACAAUGGGGCGUCACAGUUUGAUGUUUUGGUAUUUGAUUGGAAGAGCUUUUGUGAGAAGGAAGCAUCUUAUUUUGUAAAAAUUUGCGAGCAUAAAAAGAGUGACAGCGGCCAGGCUAAGAGGAAGCUUAGAGAACCCCUUUUGGAUGGUUUUGAUGCUAAUAUUAACAAUGGUGCUGAAUGUGAUUCCUCUGAAAAUAUCAUACACGACGAUAGUAUGGAACGUAUGAUACAGGACGUUGUGUCCAAAGCUACAAAUUUUAAUGGUCAACCAGAGGUUUUUUCACCCGAGCCCAUACGAACAAUGCAGACUAGAAAAAAGAAAAAAAUUCCAAAUAAUGCCGUAAUUAUGACAUCCACCCCCGAACCUGUUCAGUUAUCAGAUUCUGAUGUGGAAGCUACUCCCGUUAAGAAAGUUGGAUCAUAUGUUGAGCAUUAUGUAUCCAAUCGGAGGGCUAUAACCGAAGGUGAGAAGAACAAUGCCCUGAAGUUGGCAGAAGCAGCAUCAACUGAUGCUGGUUUCAAAAUUGUUAUGCGACCUUCACAUGUGUACAGGAGAUUCUUUCUGUUCAUCCCUACUCAAUGGGUUACAAAAAAUCUCUCCCUUCGUAACCAAGAUAUAAUACUGCGUGUCGGAAGUGAUGAAUGGCCAGCCAAAUUCAACUUUACCCCUAGUCGUCAAUGUGGUGGCCUUACAAGUGGAUGGAAGCAUUUUUCUAUAGAUAACAAUUUAGAAGAAUUUGACGUCUGCGUCUUUGAGCCUGUCACUAAAUCAAGCGGUCCUGUGGUCCUGGAGGUCAAAAUCUUCCGCGUUGUUGAAGAUGUCAUCCCUCUAACUCGUGUAGCAUCAAAGAGCAACCGAAAGCUAAUCAAAGCACCUGAAGCUUAAUUUGUGGCAAGCUCCCAAAAUAUUAUAGUACCUAAUGUUAAGACCCAAGGUUUUCUGUCUGUAUAAUAUUAUGUAGGUAAUAACUCUGCUUUAACAUAUGAUGCUUUGUGGCUGGGACAUGUCCUUUGCUAACAUUUAGUCGAUGCCAAGUUAGUCCUGACUUCUGUUAUAUGCACAAGUAGAAUAACCUGUUUAUGAGCUUCA
Benincasa hispida (wax gourd) is the source of this 1773-nucleotide messenger RNA. Its product is annotated as B3 domain-containing protein REM16-like. The record is from RefSeq and is a predicted model, not a curated record. Gene Ontology annotation, molecular function: DNA binding. Lineage: Eukaryota; Viridiplantae; Streptophyta; Magnoliopsida; Cucurbitales; Cucurbitaceae.